UCUAUUAAGACUUAACGAUAAAUUUAAUCGCAUAGAAUGACAACUUUGCCUAAAAUUAUAAAGUUUCACAUUUCAAAUUUGAUUAAAUUAUUCGUAGUUUUUAAAUAACGUAUAAAACAUAAUAUAAUUAUAUUGAAAUACAAAUUUUACAGACACGUAUAAAAUGAGGACAACACAGAUCGAACCAUAUAAUAAAUAUAAGAUAUAUUCUGAUGUCAAUCCUCCAAAGUAAUAAUAACACACUUAAAAUUUCUAAGGCGAUGAAAAUGAAAAGUAACGAAAUAUAAGUCUCGCUCGAAUCUGUUUUCUUGUAAAAAUUUAUCAUGUUUCAAUAGACUAUAUAAACAAAAGCUGGAGCCGAAAAUAGCUCUUUUCUAAUUAUUUUGAAAUAACGAUCCUUUGUAGUCGGUUUAAAGUGCUACAAGUCAUACGGCAAUUUAAAUCCCAUCCAUAUUAUGCAAAUUUUACCAUUAAACACGAAAACAAAUGAAUGAUAGACACUCUAUCUAAAUAUGUAGAUGGUUACACAGAAUAUAGUGUGAAUAGUAAAGGACCAAUUAUUGAAAAACUGUUUUCUAAGUGAAAUGUUAUGCUAUCUUGAUUAUUGUCGGAAAGGCAUGUAAUUCUCAUAAAACUUUAUUGUAGGUUAUCCUAAGCAAAACAUAUUUUUAACACUAGGCAUGACAAAAAUACAUGAUAACUUAAAAGGGAUAUGCGUAGAGAACCAUUAAAAGGCCACAGAACAGUGUUUUGUAAUGACGCAAAUGUAAAAUUCAUAUCAAGAAAGUAUUCCAAAAUAACUGUGAAAUUCCUUUUUAAACAAAAAUGUCAAUUAUGAAUACAUUUUCACACAUCGUUUAAUUGACUAAACUUGAAAAGUUGGAAUAUGUUGAAAAUGCUACAGAUUGAUAGAGCAAUUGAUAAUAAAUGAAUAAUUUAAGAAAUGUAAGUAGCGUGUACGAAUUAUUCUCUGAUGAAAGUAGCGCAUAUAAACAACUUUGUAGCUUUGCAAUAGCACAGAAUAAUGAUUGGAAAUCAAUUUUUUUGAAAGGUAUGAAACAUGUCGUUUCUUUUGAGUAAAGAUGUUUUAUAAGUUGUUGUUAUAUGCAUUUCAAUAAUUCUUAAUAAAUAAUACAUUUUAAAACAAAAUUCCUGGAAUUAGUACCGAGUUUUAUAUGCAUUUCAAUAAUUCUGUACGUAUGCAUUUAAUGCCACCUUUUCGACAAAUUUGAAUAAAUAAUACAUGUACAUUUUAAUACAAAAACACUGGAAUUAGUACCAAGUUUUAUCUAAUAUAUCGUGUCAAAUUAAAUGACUUUUAAUAUUAGAAGUAGAGCUAGUUUAAUUUCAAAAUUCAAAGCAAAUAGGAUAUAUGCAUCUGUGUGCAUCACGUAGGCUGCUGCUUCAAAAACGUAACGUAUUUAUUGGAACACUUAUCUUUUAAUAUUUUAGAUACAAUUACUUAAUACGGGACAUUUCUCAAAUGACUUUGAGUCACUGUUUCAUCUAAAUGCAGGAUGUAAGCCAGAGUGAACUGGUAUUCUGUCAAUUUAUUAUUUAAAACUUAGUACAAAUGUACCUUGUAAUUUUUUGAUUUGGAACAGGAGCAAAGCCAAGCGACUUAGAAGAUGUACAUUUACAAGCUUUUACUUGCCGUUGUGUUAGCCUGUGUCUUGAAUGAAGGUUUAGCAUGGUGGGGCGAAAGUAGAAGAAGCUCAUCCCGUGGGGGCACCAGCAGGAGAAGCAGCAGCGGAUCUAGCUCAAGCCGGCGAAGCUCGGGAUGGUUGGGUAGACGUAGAAAUCAACAAUCAAAUCCCGCUCAUAUGAAGGAAGUGAUAGAAGGAUACGAAGGGAUGAAUUUAAAAACAUACGAUGCUCAACCGAAUAAUUCAAAAGUUAAUGACACGACCAUAGGAAUAGGGUUUAAUUUAAACAGAGAUGAUGCCAAGAAAACGUUUGAGAUGGGGUUGAUUUCAACAAGGUCAAGUCGGGAAAGCAAACAAUAACGGAAGACCAAGCUCGUGCUCUAUUCAAUCAUGAUAUUGAAAACAUAUAUGAACAACGAGCAAGAAAUGAAGUGGGAAAAGAUGUUUACGACAAACUGCCGUCCAAAGUAAAAACGGCGAUUGUGAAUGCAGUCUACAGGGAAGAUCUAAGACCCAAAACAACAGAUUUGAUCAAGCAGGGGAGAUGGGAUAAAGUUGGGAAGGAAUAUCUUGACCAUAAGCAACAUAAGAAUGUGGACAAGAUGGGGAUACCUUGUGGAAAGAAAAGAAUGGACUGGAACAAAAAGCAGUUUGAUACCAUGAUAAAACCUUCAUAAAACAAGAAAAGCAAAUUAAAAUAUAAUUUGAUGGGAACAAAGAACUGUUUAAUACCGUGAUAAAACUUUGAUAAAACAAGAAAAACAAAUAUAAAUAUAAUUUGUAACUAUGAGUAGAUGGGAACAAAGAACAGUUUGAUACCAUGAUUGAAUAUGAAAAUCAUGAUCUAUAAUACUUUGAUUUGAUUUGUUGAUAUUGUGGAAUUAUAUGAAAUAAAAAUAAGUGAAAGCA
Mercenaria mercenaria is the source of this 2555-nucleotide messenger RNA. RefSeq lists its product as uncharacterized. NCBI's taxonomy places the organism in Eukaryota, Metazoa, Mollusca, Bivalvia, Venerida, Veneridae. Bases 1629 to 2006 code for a protein of 125 amino acids. The record is from RefSeq and is a predicted model, not a curated record. The transcript is spliced from 7 exons.